GAUGAGCCUUUUUGCUGGUAAAAGAUAUGUCAUAACCCCGCGCUACCGCGACAAAAUACCCCUCCAAAUUUUUAAUUUUGAGCCAAACAAGAAUAAAAACCAGUCAAUCAACACACAUACAUAUUUAGGCGACGCGUACCUAAAACAAUCAAAUCUUCACCUUUUCCAAAAAAUAACCUAAAGAAUAAAAUUUAAGAAUAACAAUUUUUCAAAAUGCCCGCAGCCGACGAAUCUGAACACUCGACGACCGUCACCUCGACCGAUUUCUUCGAGGCCAUUGGCCAAAAAGCUGGACACCUCGCCCCUACUACGAAUGGAACGAACGGAACAACAAAUGGGGAAGCGCAGAAAAACGGCGACGAUGAGAAGAUCGUCGAAGAAAUUGAGUCACUAUGCAUGAACUGCCAUGAAAAUGGCAUAACACGCAUGCUUCUCACUUCGAUCCCCUAUUUUCGCGAAGUUAUACUUAUGUCCUUCUCUUGCGACAAAUGCGGCUUCGCGAAUUCCGAGAUACAAUCUGCCGGUACCAUCCAGCCCAAGGGCUCAAGCUACAUCUUGCGACUUACCGAAAUGGCCGACUUCGAGAGGACGGUAAUCAAAUCCGACACUUCUAUCGUCAAGUUCAUUGAGCUCGACCUCGAAGUUCCUCCGGGUCGUGGGCAGCUUACGAACGUUGAGGGUCUUCUGACGAGAGUUGUGGAUGACCUCGAACUUGGACAAGAAGCGCGAAAAGAGCAAUCGCCCGAAGUGUUUGCCAAGGUCGACGAGAUUAUCAAAAAAGGCCGAGCGAUGUUAGCGGGAGAGGCUUUCCCGUUCCGACUUUUAGUUGACGACCCAGCAGGAAACUCCUGGAUCACUCCUAACAUGCGUGAUGGUGUUGGUAAAUGGGAGAAGCGCGAAUACUUACGCACUCCGGAACAGAAUGAAGCCCUAGGUCUAGCCCCUACGAACCCGGCCCCUGGCGCUGGUCAAACUACCGACGACGACGACAUCGUCCCAGACCAGGUCUACGAAUUCCCUGCUACUUGCCCUGGAUGCAUGCAUCCUUGCACAACUAAUAUGAAGAUGGUGGACAUUCCUCACUUCAAGGCUGUUGUCCUGAUGUCAACCGUCUGUGCCGACUGCGGAUAUCGAUCCAACGACGUCAAGACGGGAGGAGAAAUACCAGAACUGGGCAAGAAGAUCACGCUGAAAGUUGAGAACGCAGAAGACCUCGCCCGAGACAUCCUCAAGAGCGAGAGCUGCGCGCUCGAAUGCCCCGAACUCAACCUCCAAGUGAACCCCGGCACACUAGGCGGCCGAUUCACCACCGUGGAGGGCUUGCUCACGCAGGUGCGCAACGACCUCCACAGCCAGAUCUUCGAGACCGGCACCUCGGAGGGAGGCGAUUCUCUACCCGAGGACGAGAGGUCGCAGUGGACCAAGUUCUUCGAGGACAUCGACGCCGCCAUCAAGGGCGACAAGAAAUUCACCGUCAUCCUCACCGACCCCCUCGCUAGCAGCUACGUCCAGAAAGCCGUCGACCCGGACCAGGACGACCCCCAGAUCACGACGGAGGACUACCAGCGUACGGAGGAGGAGGAGGAGGAUUUGGGUCUUCGGGAUAUGAAGACCGAGGGGUACGAGGCGGACGCGGCUACUACAACUACAACUACUACUACUACGAAUGGCACUUCAUAACGGGUUGUUGUAAAAAUGGGGUUGAGAAUGUUUGCGAUUUUAUGUAGCAUGAAGAUACCUGCUUGAAGUUUGGGGAAAUGGAUAUAGGAGCUGCAUUUACUACCGGGGAUAGAAAAGUGUUUUUUAUUUUGUUUUUCUUUUCUUUUUAAAUACCGUAGCUAUAUCAAGACCUAUCAUGGUUUUAAUCAAGAUCGUGUCCUAAGGUUUUGGAGUAUUCUAUUC
Messenger RNA from Daldinia caldariorum, 1902 nucleotides. RefSeq names its product zf-ZPR1-domain-containing protein. The record is from RefSeq and is a predicted model, not a curated record. Gene Ontology annotation, molecular function: zinc ion binding. Gene Ontology annotation, cellular component: nucleus; cytoplasm. Lineage: Eukaryota; Fungi; Ascomycota; Sordariomycetes; Xylariales; Hypoxylaceae. Bases 214 to 1680 code for a protein of 488 amino acids. The transcript has 2 exons.